Molecule: messenger RNA, 2866 nt
Organism: Pristis pectinata (smalltooth sawfish)
Lineage: Eukaryota; Metazoa; Chordata; Chondrichthyes; Rhinopristiformes; Pristidae
Product: 4-trimethylaminobutyraldehyde dehydrogenase-like
Exons: 11
Coding region: 280-1821 (513 amino acids)
Molecular function (GO): 4-trimethylammoniobutyraldehyde dehydrogenase (NAD+) activity; aminobutyraldehyde dehydrogenase (NAD+) activity
Source: RefSeq, a predicted model, not a curated record
GGUUUCUGCAAGCUCCCUCCAAUCGGCGGCAAGAAACAGUUUUUACUGCUGUAGCAUAAGUCUAUCGAACUGCAGAGUUGAGUUAGUCGAUUGCAUUUCUUUUAAAAGAAUCUACUCUCUCCCCCUAGAUAUUUCCAAACAAAGAAAGUGCAACAGACUCUGCUGCAGAAGUUUUCUUGUGUGUUGUGCUCGUUUUGUUUUCAACAUAUUUAUCAACUGCCCUUUCAUUCCUCUUACUGAAGUGCAGUGGCCGGCAUUGCUGGGCCCAGCAAGGCCUCGAUGGAAAUCUUGCGUACUCGCCUGAUUCCAACUUCUCUGCUCCGUGCCGCUUCCACGGGUGCUUUCCAGCUCAAGGAACCGCUCAACUACCGACACGGGGGCAGGGUGCAGCCGUGCAAAAGCGGUGAGGACAGCAGGAGGGAGCAAGUGCAUGAGCCUGCCUCAGGUCGUGUGAUAUGCGAUUUCAUUUGUUCAGGACAACAGGACAUUGACCUGGCUGUGCAGAGUGCCAAGGAAGCAUACGCAACUUGGAGCCAACUCUCAGGGUUGGAAAGAAGCCGCAUCCUUCUGGAAGCUGCAAGGCUCAUAAGGGAACAGAGGGAAGAUAUUGCAGUUGUAGAAUCCAUCAACAGUGGAAAGUCCAUUACUGAGUCCAGGAUUGAUGUGGACACAGCAUGGCAGGCUGUGGAAUACUUUGCUGGUGUUGCUGGAACACUAGCUGGCCAGCACAUUCAGCUAUCUGGAGGAUCAUUUGCUUACACCAGGAGGGAGCCCCUGGGUGUGUGUGUGGGGAUUGGGGCCUGGAAUUACCCGUUCCAGAUCGCCUGCUGGAAGUCGGCCCCAGCUCUGGCUUGUGGAAACGCCAUGGUCUUCAAGCCUUCACCCCUGACCCCUCUGACUGCUGUGAUGCUGGCUGAGAUCUACACUCAAGCUGGAGUGCCUAAUGGCCUAUUCAACGUGGUUCAAGGAGCUGUGGAAACGGGAAAUCUCCUGUGUAAACACAAGGGUGUGGCCAAAGUUUCUUUUACUGGCAGUGUACCAACUGGGAUCAAGAUCAUGGAAACGGCAGCAAAAAGUGUCAAGCAUGUCACCCUGGAACUUGGCGGGAAAUCUCCACUCAUUAUUUUCUCUGACUGUGACUUGGAGAAUGCUGUGAAAGGUGCUUUGCUGGCUAAUUUUCUGAGUCAGGGAGAGGUGUGCAGUAAUGGCACCAGAGUGUUUGUACAGAAAGAAAUACUGUCAAAGUUUCUGGAGAAGGUGGUGGCAAAGACAAAAGAAAUAAAACUUGGAGAUCCCCUGCUUAAAGAUACCCAAAUGGGAGCACUCAUUAGUCGACCGCACCUGGAUCGAGUGUUGUCCUACGUGAAGCAGGCCAAGGAUCAGGGUGCAAAUGUUCUGUGCGGUGGUGAGCUGUUUGUUCCUGAUGAUCCAAAGCUGAAAGAGGGAUAUUUCAUGAAGCCAUGUAUUCUAGGAGACUGCAGAGAUGAAAUGACAUGUGUUGAGGAGGAGAUAUUUGGACCUGUUAUGUCAGUACUAUCAUUUGAUACCGAGAAGGAGGUUGUACAGAGAGCAAAUAACACAGACCUUGGUUUGGCAGCUGGAGUAUUCACCAGAGAUUUGACUCGAGCUCAUCGAAUGGCAGCUGCUCUUGAGGUAGGAACGUGUUUCAUAAACAACUACAAUGUCUCUCCAAUUGAGCUGCCUUUUGGAGGAUACAAAAUGUCAGGUUUCGGGAAGGAGAAUGGAAUAGCAACAAUUGAAUAUUAUACACAGCUAAAAAGUGUGUAUGUGGAAAUGGGAGAUCCAGAAUGCCCAUUCUAAACUGCUAUGGUCUCGUCUCUUCCUAAAUUCAGUCUGUUGCUAAUGGUAUAAAACAAGUGCAAGCUAAUCAGAAGUAGUGAUAAGUUAAUUACCAAAUGGCAUUUCAGCUCUGCUCUUACUUUGCAUUUAGAUAGUUUGAACUGAAUCUUGUUAAGUUUAUUACUGUUUGGACCCACUAAAGUUUUGCUUUCCACAGCAUUUAACUGAAAAUUUAAUGGAUAGUUUUAAAUAAACUUAACAAUCUAUUUUUAAGCCUUAACUUUUUUCCCCUCACCUACAUUUUGAAUAAUUUCAGGCUAGAAUUCAAAGACCUCUAACAAAGUUCAAAAUCGACAGAAGUGCUGAUCUCAGCCUUGCAUUGCCUUGGUCUGUCUGCUCUUUUGGUAGGCAACGGGACAACUAUACUGAAAGUGGGAGAUCUUUUGAAUAUUAAUGUGAUGAUAGGACACAGCUGCAGAUCAGACUUGUAUAAUACAGAAAAAGCUAGAGGGUAUGAUUAAAUUGCAGGAAAUGGCAGCCUGCAAGAUCCCCAAAGUGCUACCAAGUUUGGGAUUCCUGUGUGAACUUACUAGCUGCUCUUCGCUAGUGGUCUCUUGGUGUUCAGUGGUAGGCAAAUUUGUCAUGAUUCCUCAGCACUUAUGCUGGGGAAUCUGAUUGCUCAUCCUGCAGCAGAUGAGACCCAAUGUGGACACCAGAAUCACAGCAAGUAAAGGUUGCCCACCGCUUAAGAGCACCCAACUUAUGUAUAGCCUGAACAUACGAACAAGUGUUUGGGAGACUGGCAGGAUGGAUUUGCUGGCUGAUGUGGAGUUGCAGGCAUCUUCUGUCGUGUGGGAACUCAGCUUGUGGCCACAUUUCUGACUUGCGAACUGUUUGCGUUACAAACAGUUCUCAGGAACAGAACCCUGGGGAGGAUCUGCACUAGGAAAUUAAGGACAGUCAUUUAACCAUAACGUGAAUAAAAUAGUGAAUUAGUUGUGUUUCAGUGUUUCUGAAUAUCUGGCAUUAGGUUAUUGACAGCUUGUUAAGCCCAGGCAACCGACUC